UCCAGAUUGGAACUUCUUCGUUGCUUGAAAGGAUGUCGAUUCUCAGUCUCUUCUAUGGGAACCUUGAAAGUUGUGUCCAGAGUUUCCGUUAUCUGAUAGCCAAACCUCUCUGUUUGAUUCCAACUCUGUUUGCAAUAGAGGCUGCUGGUUAGACGCCUAGUCUUACAGCCGGUUACUCAAUGUCGGGCUAACUGCAGGUUAAUACGUAAUUCGUAAUAAAAAUAAAAACAAAGAUGCGUAAAGGUAAAGGCGAAGAUGAAACACACAAGGGUAUAAAUAACAAUAAAUAUAACGAGAAAUAUGCGGAUGAGGGUAACGAUAAAAGGAAAGGCAUACCGGAAACAUGUCUAUUGCCAAUGGACUUUGGCUAUUGCCGAGCCAAAGUCAAGCGCUACUAUUUCGAUAUGCGCAGCAUGAAAUGCGCCAUGCUCUACUUUGGCGGCUGUGCGGGCAACGUCAACAACUUCAAGUCGUUGGAGGAAUGCAAUCGAGUAUGCCUGAAUGGUUAUGGCGAUUAUGACAGUCCAAAUGAUGUGGUAGCCGUCAACAAAGUGGCAAGCGGACGUGAUUAAGGACACGAUAUCGAACAGAAAGUAUCUAUAUGGUACUCAUUUAAAGUAUCGCUUUAAAAAUAUCGGGUACCCAUUAA
This is a messenger RNA of Rhagoletis pomonella (apple maggot), 649 nucleotides long. RefSeq names its product kappaPI-actitoxin-Ael3a-like. The record is from RefSeq and is a predicted model, not a curated record. The transcript has 2 exons. NCBI's taxonomy places the organism in Eukaryota, Metazoa, Arthropoda, Insecta, Diptera, Tephritidae. Bases 234 to 572 code for a protein of 112 amino acids. Gene Ontology annotation, molecular function: serine-type endopeptidase inhibitor activity.